Messenger RNA from Dendrobium catenatum, 1219 nucleotides. RefSeq names its product CCR4-NOT transcription complex subunit 9-like. The record is from RefSeq and is a predicted model, not a curated record. Gene Ontology annotation, cellular component: CCR4-NOT core complex; P-body; CCR4-NOT complex. Gene Ontology annotation, biological process: negative regulation of translation; mRNA catabolic process. The transcript has 4 exons. The coding region runs from base 378 to 848 and encodes 156 amino acids. Lineage: Eukaryota; Viridiplantae; Streptophyta; Magnoliopsida; Asparagales; Orchidaceae.
UUCUCAGUUUCCUGUUUGCCUUAAAUCUCGGAUUUAGCAAAUCCGAGAGUUCAUCGGAUUUACGAGAUUUGGCUAAAUGAGCGCGCGAAAGGUUCCAGUCGCUACUUCCGAUCCAAUAGAAGGGAAUGUCGUCAAAGGAGGUGGAGACGUCGGCUAGGGUGGUCGAUUAGGGCAGUCGGUGGCAGAGGGAGGAAGAGGCGUAUCGGCUAGGGCUUGGUUUCGUCUGGAUGAAGGAGAUGCCGGGUUUGGUCAAAACAGAGGAGAGGCGGACGGGUUGUGGUCGCGGAUUGGAGAGGGGGAACCGGUAAUGGAGGAAGGGAACUCGCUCUUGUGUGGGAAGAUCACGAUCGCAACUUGCGGGAUUUCGAGUGGAGGUAAUGGCGAAUGUCCGAAGUCCUCCCCUCGUCUCUGCCUUAACGAGGACUCGUCGUGCAAGUCGGAGCUCGUCGUCGGCAUGCCGGGUUCGUGGCCGGACGUCCGAACAGGUGUCAACCUUCAUUUUGCAAAAAAUUAUAUUGGAUGAAGUUGGGCUUUAUUAUAUUUGUUCAACUCCGGAUCGUUUUCAUUGUGUGAAUCAAGUUCUUGGAACUAUGGUUGAGUCACUUGUAGAGCAACCAUCGAUCAGGUUGCUGAGACAUAUCAUUCGUUGUUACCUGCGAUUUUCAGAAGAUCGUAGAUACCAAGCUUGCAUUGCUUUGCGGGAAAAACUACCUGUCAGAUUGAAGGAUGGAACUUUCGAAAAUCUUAUUCGUAAUGAUCCAAUUACUGUACAUUGGUUUCAACGGCUACUUAUCAAUCUGUAUGGAGACGUAAGUGUGGGUGGUCCUAAAGGAGGUUUUGGUCAAUAAUCGGAGCUUAACAAGUUCCUGUUUAUCAUUGGUGAAUUUUUUUUUUAAUAUUUUUUUAAGUUAUGCUUUGCUGAUUUAAAAUAAAGUUAUAAUAAUGUUCAGUCUCUCACCCUUUUAUACAAAAAAAAAAAAUGGUGGAAUAGUGGACCUAAGAAUCAUAGUAUUAAUACAUUGUGUUUUCUAAGGAAUAAAUUUUUUUGAAUAGUUUUCUACUUCAUUUGUAGAGAUUGGUCCUUUUUUUUUAAUUUGGAACUUUUGUCCCCAUAUUUAUUUACCCUUCCAAUUUGUGUAUUUUCUUCGUUUUGUUCUGCAUACGCAAUUUGUAAUAUUUUUUGUAAAAUCCCACAAAAAAUCUUGGUAUUUGCUCGGUA